Peromyscus leucopus (white-footed mouse) is the source of this 9443-nucleotide messenger RNA. RefSeq names its product GRB2 associated binding protein 2 (gene Gab2). Lineage: Eukaryota; Metazoa; Chordata; Mammalia; Rodentia; Cricetidae. Bases 4216 to 6141 code for a protein of 641 amino acids. The record is from RefSeq and is a predicted model, not a curated record. The transcript has 10 exons.
GAUUAUAAAUGAUCCUGUGUUGUUGCUUUUUUUUUCUUUUUUCCUUGUUUUUGGUGCUGAAGGUUGGACCCAGGGUCUUAUUCAUGGUAAACAAGCACUCUACCAUUGAGGUAUCCACCCAGCUCCAAUGUAUAUUUUUUUAUUGUCUAUGCUAACAUUCAUUGCUAGACUAGAGAAUAAGUAGUCUAAAAGUAAAUAGAUUUUUUUUUACUUAUCUUGUAUCCUGUGACCACCAUGUUCUCAGAAUUAUUUUGCAAUUAUUUGUGGAUUUUCAUCAUAAAUAAUCAUGUCAUCUGAAAAUAGGACAGUGGUUUUCUUUUCUUUUGUCUUUAUCCUUUUUCUGGUCUGUGUGUUUCUUAUAUCUGUUUCCUCCUUUGUCACAUGACUAGAACUUCCAGCAUGGUGUUAGAAGUGAUUGUCUUUGUCUUGCUUCCAAUUUUGUUGGUCUUUCAGAAUUCACUGUAAUCUAUAACAUUAGAUACUGAUCUUCUUAUGCAAUUUAUCAGAUUCAACAAAUUCAACUAUAUUCUUGUCUUCUGAGUUUUUAAAAUGAAUGCAUAUUCUUUUCUGCAUUGAUGCAACAUUGUUUUCAGCUUUAGCCUUUCUAUAUGGUGGGUUAUGUUGGUUAAUUUCAAAUAUGUCUUACAUGUACAAAUCAGCUCUACCUCCUCAUACUAAGCCCCACUUAGUUACCUGGCUCUUUGGAUUACUGAAUUGCAUUUAAGUCCGUAAUCCACUUUAAUUUUUUUUCAAGAUUUUGUGUAUAUGAUAACAGUCCUGAAAAACUUUCUUUUUACAGAAUAUUCAGGACUUGUGUUUCCAUAUUGUCUUUGCAUUUUGUGUUAGUAAUCCAAGAGUAAUUUUUCAUAUCUGUGUCAUGGGCAUUUUCAGCUAAAGCUCCCAAACCUCUUCAUAAAUAUUUAUUAUGUGCCUGCUCAGAAUGAAAGGGCAGAGCUAAAGAACUCAAAUCAUGGAGAUUCCAACACAUACUUUUAUCUUGUUCUCUUUUCUGUGAUCCUUUUGUGUACCUUUCUUAUUUUCUGUUAUAAAAAGUUAUUUUUAAAUUACACCUAGUAAAAUGAAUAAAUUAUGUACUCAUUGAAUGAAAAAAUGCCAAUACAUUUUUAUAUUAUACAGUGUAUAAUAUAAAGUGUACAAAUACUAUGGUACAUUGAAAAGUAGGUUUAAUAGGUCAGCUGCUGCUUGAGUUAAGUAUUCCCUUCAGUGCCUGUCUCUCUGGAAAGGGCUGUCCCUACAUCAUUGAUGUUCAGGUGCAAGUAUGAACAAAUAUACAGACACAUCUCAAAAAGAAGAAAAUGAUGUUUGCCAUAGGUACUUUAAGAGCUUCCCAGGUUCUCCUUCCAAGGAAGUAGUAUAGGCCAAUAAACGGCUGCUUACAAAAUGCUGAUGUAUUCAUAUAUGUGUACACACACACACACACACACACACACACACACACACACACGUAUACUCACUCUAUAUAUAGCUGUAUACAGCACCUACUGGAUACAUCUAUACAAAUAUACAGAGUUUCACAAACAAUGGCCGGGACAAGAUUUUAUGUGACUAUAAUUAAAUGUCUGUUAUUUUUAUUUUUCCUCAAUUUUAUUAUAUAUGGUAAUACCUCAAUUUUAAUUUAAUCUAAGGCUUAUCAGACCUCAUGUAUAGUUCCCUUGACCAAUUAAGUGCCAUAAGGACUUUAUGCUAGAAAGCAAUCAAGUAAUGAACAUAUUUAUUGAUUGCUAUUUAGGUGCUAAGCAGUAUUCUAAAUACUGUGACUAUAGCAUGGGAGUAAGGAGGUGCAUUGGUUACUUUUGUAUUGCUGAUAAAAACACCUUGUCCAAGGCAGUUAUAGAAGAGUUUGUUUGGGCCUAUGAUUCAAGAGGGAUAAAAGUCCAUCAUGGGGGAAACAUGGCAGCGAGUGACAGACGUGGUAGCAGCAGCAGACAGCUGAAUGCUUAUCUCUUCAGACACAAGCAGAGAGAUCAGACUGGGGGUGGGGCAAAGCUGCAAUCUCUCAGAGCCCACCCCCACUGACACACUUCCCCAGCAAAGGUACACCUCCUAAACCUCCCAGACAGUACCACUAACUAUUUCUGAGCCUAUGGGGAACACUUCCAUUCAAAACCCUGCAGAAGGGAAAAGAAAUGAGAAUGAAAGGUCCCUGUGCUGGUGGCAGUUCCAUUCUGGGAAGUGAAUGCAGACAGUCCACAGAAAUGGUGUGAGUGCUAAUAAGACCAAUGACACCAGUGAAACCCGAGGAGGAGAAAGAAGAAUGUGAGUGCUUGCUAGGAGAGGAGGGGCGGGGGAGCAGCUUCUCAACAAUGUGACGUGAGGAUACACACUUGAAUAAAGAAUAAGGAAUGGGAACACUGGGAGAAGGCACGUGUGUCCAGAAAGAACAACUAAAAUUAAGAGCCUGAGGCAGGUAUGUGCCUGGCAGUGUUUAAAGCCAGUAUGACAACAAAAUGGACAAGAUUGAAGUGUGAUAAUGACAGGAGGUUCAGGCAUACCAGGCUAUGUUUAUGAAUAAGGGAAAAGAGAACACCAGCCCUUGGUCCAAUCCUCAGCACCAUGAAGAGGGAAAAAACAAGAGGGGGAAAGCAACUUAUUUAGGAUCACAGUUUAGAGGUUUCAGUUAGUCCUGUUGUUUUAAGCUGUAGUAAGGAAGUACCUUAUGACAGAGACACGUGUUAGAGCAAGCUGCUAUCUUUGGCCAGGAAGCAAACAGAGAAAAGAAGAGAGUCCUGUAGUCCCUUCAAAGUCAUGUCACCAGUGACCUAAGUUCUCUCUCUUGGCCUUAUUCCUUAAGAAUUCUACAACCUCCCAAAUAGCAUUACAACCUAAGACCAAAGCUUUGGAAUUAUCCAAGAGCCAAAUUGUAACUUAGGCUAAGGGGCCAUCAUAAAGGAAAUUGGUUUUUACUCUGAGUGGGUAGACAGUGAUUUCAUGCAGAGAAGUACAGCCUACCUUGAUUUACAUCCUAUCCUGCUUUCUGACCUCACUUUUGUGAAUAGAUUGUUGAAUGGAAUCAUAAAGGGUAUAAAAAUCAAUGCAAUUAUGGGGUAGUGAGAUGGUGUUUUUGCUGCCAAGCCCAGUGACCUGAGGUCAAUUCUUAAUAGGAACAUAGUAGAAGGGGAAAAUUGACCCCAGCAAGUUGUUCUCAGACACAUACAUACAUACAUACACACACACACACACAGUAACGUGCACACAGUUCAUACAUACAGACACAUAAACACACAAUGAAAUUAGAGAACACCAGGGAAGAUAAGGAACAGAUAUUUUGAACUCUUUCACUGACAGAAUUUGCCGAUAGAUUAAAUAUUGAAUAUGAGAAUAGUUGCCUUUGACAUAGGAAGGAUGUUAUAGCCAUAAUUAAGAUGGGAAAGAUUGUAGGAAAAAAAUGAGUCUGAGGAAUAUUAGAAGGCCAAAUUUUGGAGGUAGAUAAGAGUUGAGACAGAGUCUCAUCUUGUAUACUAGGCUGGCCUGGUAGUCACUGUGUCAAACUGGCAACAACCCUGUCUUAGUCAAAUGCUGAGAUGACAGAUGCGAGCCACUAUGGCUGGCUGGAAGUUCCAUUUUUAACAUACUAGGUUUGAAAUGCUUAAUAAUGGAGAGUUGGGCAUAGGACUCGGGUUCCUCAGAUAGGGUUAGGCUGGGGGCUGACAUUUGGAAAUUGCAGCAAGUAGAUGGCUUUGAUCCAAUGGUGGGUGUAGAAACAAUCUAUCUGAGAACUGAGCAUUGGAACAUUCUAGGGCUUAGAGAAUAGGGGAAAAAAACAGCAAUGGGAUCUGGAAAAGCAAUACCAAGUGGGAAAUUGAGAGUGAAUGCCAAAGCCUAUCAAGAAAGUGUGUCAAUGAAGGUGGUACAAUGAAGGUGUGCCAAUAAUAGACUACUGUAAAAUGUUCCUGAGAGAUCACAGUGAGGCUCAAGAACUAGUUAGCAGCACUGGAGUCUUCACAGCCUUUGAUAAAGUAUCCCAGAAGUAGUGGGGAGCAGCCCAAUGAAAGUACCUUCAUAUGGGAAAAGACAAAACCAAUAAGCACAGUUCUAUAGAAAUUGAAGCUUAACUUAAGAGGAAUUGAAAAUUAGCCCUAGUCAAAGAUGAAGAUGGAAUCAUGACACCUUUUACCUUUUUCCUGAGAUAGUGGAAAUGAUUCUCGCAGGGAAGGAUGAAGCCACUUCUGUGGAGAGGGCACAGUUGUUGAAGCGAUGUUCCAGGCCUGGAAGAAACGCUGGUUUAUACUGCGGAGCGGCCGGAUGAGUGGCGACCCAGAUGUUUUAGAAUACUACAAGAACGAGCACUCCAAGAAACCCCUGCGGAUCAUCAACCUGAACUUGUGUGAGCAGGUGGAUGCAGGCCUGACCUUCAACAAGAAAGAGCUGCAGGACAGUUUUGUGUUCGAUAUCAAGACCAGUGAGCGUACUUUUUACCUGGUGGCUGAGACAGAGGCCGACAUGAAUAAGUGGGUCCAGAGCAUCUGCCAGAUCUGCGGCUUCAAUCAGGCUGAGGAGAGCACAGACUCCCUGAGAAACCUUUCUUCAGCCAGUCAUGGUUCCCGCUCUUCUCCAGCUGAGUUCAGCGGCUCCACUCAGCACCUGCUCCGAGAAAGGAAGUCCUCCGCCCCUUCACACUCUAGCCAGCCCACUCUGUUCACGUUUGAGCCCCCUGUGUCAGGCCACAUCCAGCCUGCCUUGUCCACCAGUGCACCUCAGGAGUAUCUCUACUUGCACCAGUGCAUAAGCCGAAGGACAGAAAAUGCGAGGAGUGCCAGCUUCUCUCAGGGCACCCGGCAGAAGAGUGAUACAGCCAUGCAAAAACUUGCCCAGGGCAAUGGACACUGUGUCAAUGGAGUCAGCGGUCAAGUCCAUGGCUUCUAUAGCCUUCCCAAGCCAAGCCGACACAAUACAGAAUUCAAAGACAGUACUUACGACCUCCCCCGUAGCCUGGCUUCACACGGCCACACCAAGGGCAGCCUCACAGGGUCCGAGACAGAUACUGAGGAUGUGUACACCUUCAAGACACCCAGCAACACCCUGUGCCGGGAGUUUGGAGACCUCCUAGUGGACAAUAUGGAUGUUCCAACCACCCCUCUCUCAGCCUACCAGAUCCCUAGAACAUUCACACUGGACAAAAACCACAAUGCCAUGACAAUGGCCACUCCUGGAGACUCAGCCAUAGCUCCCCCACCCCGCCCCCCCAAGCCAAGUCAGGCAGAAACACCUCGGUGGGGCAGCCCUCAGCAAAGACCUCCAAUCAGUGAACAUAGUAGAUCUGUAGCUGCUACUAUCCCCAGACGCAAUACCCUCCCCGCAAUGGACAACAGCCGACUCCACCGAGCUUCUUCCUGUGAGACCUAUGAGUACCCAACUCGAGGCGGAGAGAGUGCCAGUUGGUCUGCUGAAUCUCCAGGGAAGACUAUCGUGGGUCGAUCAGACAGUGCCAGCUCUGAUGACAACUAUGUGCCCAUGAACCCAGGUUCUUCUACCCUGCUGGCUAUGGAACGAACAGGGGACAAUUCCCAAAGUGUCUACAUCCCCAUGAGCCCAGGGCCCCAUCACUUUGACCCGCUUGGCUACCCAUCCACAGCCCUUCCUAUCCAUAGAGGUCCCAGCCGAGGAAGUGAGAUCCAGCCACCCCCGGUCAAUCGCAACCUCAAGCCUGACCGGAAAGCAAAGCCAACACCCCUGGACCUGAGAAACAACACUGUCAUCGAUGAGCUCCCCUUCAAGUCACCUGUCACCAAGUCUUGGUCCAGGGUCAACCACACCGCUAACUCCAGCUCCUCCCAGUACUGCCGCCCCAUCUCCACACAAAGCAUCACCAGCACAGACUCGGGAGACAGCGAGGAGAACUACGUCCCUAUGCAAAACCCAGUGUCUGCAUCCCCUGUUCCCAGUGGCACCAACAGCCCAGCUCCAAAGAAGAGUACUGGCAGUGUGGAUUACCUAGCCCUGGACUUCCAGCCAGGCUCCCCGAGCCCUCACCGCAAGCCAUCCACAUCAUCUGUCACAUCGGAUGAGAAGGUAGACUAUGUCCAAGUGGAUAAAGAGAAGACCCAGGCCCUGCAGAACACCAUGCAGGAGUGGACAGAUGUGCGGCAGUCCUCAGAACCUUCCAAGGGUGCCAAGCUGUGAUAAAGGGGCCGCCAAGGCAGCUCAAGGGCCAUGAGGCAGCUGCUCAGAGCUGGCUCUUCUUUGUCACCUUCUCCAUCCCUCCCCACCCCUCCUCUCCUCUGUACCACUUUCAGCCUUUAAAGCACUCAACAUCAGGGACCCUGACCCUUCCCCUUGGAGGCAAGGCCCUGAUGGAGACACUCCUCAGCCACGUGGGGUCCACCCAUGACUUCUGUCAAUACUACUAGCUGUGCCUCCACCACCUUAGUUAGGAGCUGUUGCCAAAAAAGCCUCCUGCUUUGGACCCAUGUGUCUGCUGCUUGGACUCUUAGAGGGAGGGCUGAGGCUCUGAGCCAGGCUCACGCCUCAUGUCUGCUCACCGCUCUCUACCCUCUACCUCAGGGCUGCUUCUCCAUCCCUCGAGGAUGAUAACCCAGGGAGCGAGCGGAGGACCAGCAGACUAAAGUAGACAGGGGCUUUCGCACCCCUGCUGUCAUGGGCAAGGGAAAGGCAAGGUGCCACAAGAAGAAAGGUCGAUAAUGAAGGUCAGAAGUUGCUUCGAGUGACAAAGAAAUUAGGUUCCCAGGAACAGAAGGGUAGCUGGUCACCUGCAAGGUGAUACCCAAUUAUCAGGCCAUGGGGACCCGCUGCUGUAGACUGGGAAGCAAAGGAUGAAGGGCAGCAGGAAGGAAAACUGGUAAAGACAGGCAACCAGGAACAACAAGGAACAGGGCUUGAGGUGACAAACCCCGGGGAUAGAGGAGUCUGCCACCUGGAACAGGCAGUGCUCUUCCCCGGCCCUGAUGGAGAGAUGAGACAGAGCGGGAAAGAGUAGGGGUGAUGCAGGGGCUGGGAGGCAGGGGGACCCUGGGACAGGAGGAGGGUGCUAGGCACAGAGCAGCACGGGCUGCGGCGGUGAUGGCACAGGACGCAGGUUUCUAGGAGGUAAGAGGUGCAGAGAUGCCUUAAGGGCUGGGAGGCAGGUUGUAGCAGGUGCAGAGGUGUGCAGAAGGCCUGAUGGAGAGCCAAGGCCACGUGCAGGAGUGCAGCAGGAAGCAGAAGGGGGAGGAGCCAUACUUGAUCAAAUCUAGGCAACACAUGAGGAUCUGGGUAACGGCUUGUGCCUGAUAGAGACACCCUUGACCGAGGGCCAGGCCAGGUCUUUUUCUCAGCUCUUCUCUCUGCUGUCCUCAGCCGCAGGAGAGAUUAUCCCUCUCCUCCCAUGGCGUCAGAGACGGGAAGCAGACAUCACCUAAGGCUAAGACACGGCAGGGAGAUCGGAAUGUGUUGUGUGGAGAGUUGUUAACCAGUCUUCAAGCAUUUCAGAGAAACUAGGGCAAACCAGCAUUUCAUUUUGUCUUAGAUGAACAGACCGUUGUCCUCUAAAACUAGGACCUUUCGGCAACUAAAGGCACACCUCACCUCUCUCCUCUCGAGAGUCCUAACCAGGAGUCCCUCAGUAAUAGACCCUCUUCUCACAUUAGGAUGGAUCAUUUAAUUAAGUAAUGGUUGCCAAGCUCUGUGCUACAGAUGAAUCAUACCUUGUCCCUAACUGGAGGUCGCAAUCAGUGAGAAAAGUGGAAGCUAAAGACUACUUACUUACAAGUACAGAGGAAGGGGAGGUGCUAAGGGAGACUGGGCCACAGGGAGGGGAGGCAUCAGGGAGGGAGCAGACUAAGUUAGGCAGGAAAGGUAGGCAGGGCUGGGUCCCUGGAGGAGCAGGGUGGGGGAAGCCUGAGCUUUGAGAACGGAAGAUGUUUGAAGGUAUGAAGCCAGCCUCAGAGGUGUGUGCUGUCACCUGGAGUGAAAUGGGGCUGUGGUUGGUUGCACUGAACAGGGUUACAGGGUACUUGGCUGGCUUUGCCCAUCCUUGUGGUGCCCUUUAAGACUCUUGAGUCCCGGGGCUCCCAUGUGGCUAAGCUUUUGACUGGUACUGCUGGGUUCAUAGCAGGUCCAGGUAUCAUGGUCUCAGCAGCCACCCCAGAGUGCAUUCUUUGAGUUGAGUAUGCCAUGUGGGUGGAACUGGCCGCCAUUUAUCAACACUGAGGUGUUCAAGUCUAGUUAGUCUUGCUCUGGUUCCAACCUUUGGAAAGCUGAACUCUGACUCAAAAUUCCCAGACUCUUAACCCAUCCUCCAACCCCCAAAUAGGAAAAGCCAAUUCCAUUUAAAAAAAAAAAAUCCUUUGGCCUACCAAAGGUCAAAAUUCACACACACACACACACACACACACACGCACGCACGCACCACACACACACACACACACACACACACACACACACACACACACACACAUGGCUGUCAAGGAAUGAGACCCCAGAACACUCGUCACCUCUUUGCUAGCGUAGCUCCCACAAGCACCUGUCCUGCAGCGACUCCUCCAGAUCCACCCUGCAAGGGUAAAGUUGAGGAGGAACAGUUUAAAAAGGAGAUGGCAUCUCCUUGAGACUUGCCAGUCUGUGAAAUGGGAUGGUCACAGUGAUGCUCUGUUGCUGUAAGGAGACCCUGUGGGAUCCUUUGAAGGUCUGGGUCACUGGGGACAGGCAGCACACAGAACAUUAGCUAGUCAACUCCAUCCUUCUCUAUCCGUAUUUUUCUGAUAGCUAUAUUUGACUCCACGAAAAUAGCCCCAUUUCCAGAACAGAAGCACAACCAUUCUGAAGUUACCAGAACGUGGGUUUGUGUCCAGUCUGCCUUUGGGCCCUCUAUCUUCCAGUGGCUAGAGUUCCAGCCACGGCUCCCUCCCUCCCUACAACAGAGUUUUACAGACCAUGAGGGGAAGUAGCUCCUCCCUUCCAGUUGGGCCUUUGGCUGUAAGUAUGGGGAAGCAGGCUAACCUUAGAGGGCCAUCUUUCUGGGCUUGCCAGAUUUGGGGCCUGGGCCCAGCAGGAGAGCCAGACUUGACAGGGCACCCGGUGGUGAUUCGUGCUGUCAUGGUGUCUGGUGGUGUGUGUUCUUGUGUAAUCUGUUGGUUACUUGUGUCUUGAAACUUAGAAUCAUUUCACACAGUAUUGUCACUAUUUGUUGGGAAAAGAAAAUGAAGUAGAAGCAGCCUAGUCUUACAUUCGUGUCUUGUUACCAUUUAAGAUUGACAUUUAAUUUUUCAAAUCACUGUUGGUGCCUAAUCACUUAAGUUAUUAAUUUAUUCUGUUUUCAAAAAAAAAUUUGUAACAUGUAUUUAUCUUGUGAGGUCUGGGGGUGGGGCGGGAAAUGUGUUCAAGUGAGUCAUGUUUUUGCAGUGGUGACAAAUGGUACAGGCCUGGAGCUUGCAGGUCCCUUUUUAUUAUGGUGUAGAAGCAGGGCAAUAAAGUCCUUUAGAAAUGCA